AAACAAGAUGGCGGACUCAACCUUAAAAAUUUGGUCAGCUCUGGAUUAAAAGUUUAUUACGAUUAUUAAUCAAAAUUAUCAAUGUUCGCUUUUAAGAGUCAGUUUAUGUACUCAUUUCUUACUAGUAUAGCGUACAAGAACAGCUUUUUUACGUCAGCACUACGAUUUUACCAAAGAAUUGUGCUUAGCAAUGACGAUUUAGAAGAAAAGUUUGUGAAAGGUUGGGGAAAAGGAGGACAAAAAGUAAACAAGACAAGCAACUGUGUGGAGUUGAAACACGUACCUACUGGCCUGGUAGUCAAGUGUCAUCAAUCUCGUUCUCUGAUAAGAAACAGAGCUAUAGCGAGGGAAAUACUAGAGAAAAAGCUAGACUUCAUGAUCAAUGGAAGCAAAAGUGUUUUGGGACAGGAAAUCGUGAACAAAAAGAAAAGAAAAUAUGAAUAUGAAAGAAAAAGAAGAGCAAAAGAAGAAGCCAUGAAACAAGGAGUAAACGAUACGAAUGAAAAUAAAUAAAUAUUUUAUUAUUA
Actinia tenebrosa (Australian red waratah sea anemone) is the source of this 527-nucleotide messenger RNA. Its product is annotated as mitochondrial translation release factor in rescue. Lineage: Eukaryota; Metazoa; Cnidaria; Anthozoa; Actiniaria; Actiniidae. Gene Ontology annotation, cellular component: mitochondrion. The record is from RefSeq and is a predicted model, not a curated record. Gene Ontology annotation, molecular function: translation release factor activity. Gene Ontology annotation, biological process: translational termination.